GAAGUGAAGCGGGCUCCCAGCAAGGCAGGCAGCUCCCAGACAGAGCCAGUGAGGAAGAUGAAGCUCCCGAUUUUCAUAGCAGAUGCGUUCACAGCGACAGCUUUCCGCGGUAAUCCUGCCGCAGUCUGCCUGCUGGAGAGCACACUCCAGGAAGACGCCCAUCAGCAAAUUGCGAGGGAAAUGAACCUCUCAGAAACGGCUUUCAUCCGGAAACUGCAGCCCACGGACAGCUUCACACAAAGUUCUUGCUUUGGACUAAGAUGGUUUACGCCAGUGAGUGAAGUCCCCUUGUGUGGCCACGCCACGAUGGCCUCUGCGGCUGUGCUGUUUCACAAAAUAAAGAACGUGAACAGCACCCUGACCUUUGUCACUCUGAGCGGGGAACUAAAGGCCAGAAGAGCAGAAGACGGGAUUGUCCUGGACUUUCCUCUCUACCCAACCUUCUCCCAGGACUUCCAUGAAGUUAAAGACUUGAUAAAGGCAGCCAUAGGUGAUACUACAGUCCAGGACAUCCAGUAUUCUCCAGAUACCCGAAAACUCCUGGUCCGGCUCAGCGAUUCUUAUGACAGGUCCUUUCUAGAGAGCCUGAAGGUGAACACAGAGCCUCUGCCUGGGAUUGAGAAGACAGGGAAGGUGAAAGGCCUCAUUCUCACUCUCAGAGGAGAGUCUGGGGGGCAGACGAUCCCGUAUGACUUCUACUCCAGAUACUUUGCGCCUUGGGUUGGUGUGCCUGAAGACCCGGUAACAGGAUCUGCACACACCGUUCUCAGCAGUUACUGGUCCCAGCAGCUCGGGAAGAAAGAGAUGCGAGCCUUUCAGUGUUCCCGCCGAGGAGGGGAGCUGGACAUUUCCCUGAGACCUGAUGGGCGGGUUGACAUGAAGGGCGGAGCUGCUGUUGUCUUGGAGGGCACGCUGACCGCCUAGAGAUGCUUAUGCUGGGCUUGCAGCUCAACUCUUCUCUCCAGCCAAGAACCCAACCCAAACCAACCGAACAGCACCAAGUGGUGCCCUCAGUCCUCUUGUGAAGACCAGAGAAGGGAAGACAUUUGAUGGAGGUGCUGAAUCCUCUCCUGAUUCUCCAGAAUCCUCUCCUGGUGGUGGGCUCCAGGCUUUGCCUGAGUAUGCAUCUUCAGUCCCUAUAGCAGACACGGAUGCUGUCCCUUCUUUUGAUUAUGACUGCCAAAGCAAGAGAUGCAUUGAUAAGGAGCCAGAUGAAGCCAUUUCAAUCCCAGUGUGGGUACCUUAGGGUAUUUCACAGCCUUGUAGAAGAAUAAAUAGCUGUGUAGACCUGUUGUGUUGCCAAGAACAUUUCCUCCCCACCCCCUGAGGUUCCAAAGACCAACCAAGGUACAUCGCCACCCAAGUUCCCCUAGGGCACAAAUGAGUUAUUGGGCUUCCUCACAGAGCAUAGUUGAAGGGUUGCCUCCAUCAGUGUGGGUGUGCUCCCCUGAAAUGUGGCAUGCAACAGCAAUGCUGCCUUUCCUACAGUGGCACAGAUGGAGCCCUGCUCCCCAAAUCUCUGCUGGCCCAUGUCCUCAGCCUCUUGUGAGGCCAUGUGCAGUUAGGGCAGAGUUGCAUGCCACAGGCGGUAGGGAGUGGAUUCUCAGAGGAGGCUGUAUGCUCUCCCCAUUCCUCUAUGAGGAGAUGUAAACAGUCACCAGCCCCAGCUGGGAUGAUCUUUGGCAAGAUGUAGGAAACCAUCUCCCAAUGUAAUCAUACUAAGAAAGAAAGGUGAAUAGAUCGAAAACUGUCAGAGGCUCUGCUCCAAUGCUGGGGAAUAUGGGUUUGUAUGGGCUCUAAAGUCAGCAAAAUGAAACAGUUCAUCUUGGAGGACAAUGGAAUUUAUAGCUUUAAAAAAAAAAAUGAGUCGGGAGCUUACUGAGUGGCUGAAACAUUUGAUGUCAAGGAUAUCAACCUGAGUUUGAAUCCUGGGACCCACACCACUCCUACAUGUUGUCCUGUAACCUAUGUGCUAUAGCAUGCACACACCCAUACAUAUACAUGCAUACCCCAAACAAAUAUAUGUAAUAAAAAUCAUAUUCUUCA
This is a messenger RNA of Rattus rattus (black rat), 2046 nucleotides long. It is a transcript of the gene Pbld, whose product is annotated as phenazine biosynthesis like protein domain containing. NCBI's taxonomy places the organism in Eukaryota, Metazoa, Chordata, Mammalia, Rodentia, Muridae. The record is from RefSeq and is a predicted model, not a curated record. Bases 58 to 924 code for a protein of 288 amino acids. Gene Ontology annotation, biological process: biosynthetic process. Gene Ontology annotation, molecular function: isomerase activity. Gene Ontology annotation, cellular component: cytoplasm. The transcript has 9 exons.